AUGUUGUUCGCUCCCAGCGGGCCUCAGGGCCCCCGACGUCGCAGUCGGAUGAAGGCCAUCUUCAUUACCAUCUUCAUAGUCCUCGCCCUGUACCUUUUAUUCUUUACGAAGUCCUCCGUGAAGACCGAAACAGGCAGCUAUGCGCAGACACAUGAACAGGGAUCGACAAAACAACCAGACGAGCUGGCUCGUCCGGCUGUACGGAGACGCAAGGAUAUGGUAGUCGCCAGCAUGAAAAGCGAUGACACGUCAUGGCUGUCAGAAUACUUUCCCGACUGGACGAAAAGUAUCUACGUGGUGGACGACAAGCACGCGCCGUUGACGGUGUCGCGCAACAAAGGCCGGGAAUCCAUGGUGUAUUUGACAUACAUCAUCGACAAUUACGAUAAUCUACCAGACUCAAUGCUCUUCAUCCACUCCCAACGCUACCAAUGGCACAACGACGACCCAUACUACGACGGUAUCCCGCCGCUCCGAAACUUCCAGAUCCCAUACCUGCAAGAGCAAGGAUAUGUCAACCUACGAUGUGUUUGGACCCUCGGAUGCCCGGUAGAGAUCCGUCCUCUCACCGAUACGCAUCGCAGCAACGUGCACGCCGGCGAAUACUUCAAGAAUGGAUUUAUGGAGCUAUUCCCUGGGGUUCCUGUCCCGGAAGAGGUAGGCGUGUCAUGCUGCGCGCAGUUUGGUGUAUCCCGCGCCAAGGUGCUGGAACGGCCGCGCAGCGACUACGAGCGCUUCCGCAAAUGGCUGGUGGAAACACCGCUAGAGGAUGAUUUGAGUGGACGAAUUAUGGAAUAUUCAUGGCAUAGUAUGUGGUUUCCCUGCGAACCGCUCAGUUCCGAUCGAAAGCUGACAUUUUCUCCAGUGAUAUUUGGAAAGGAUCCCGUGCAUUGCCCCAAUGCGGAGGAAUGCUACUGCAAAGUGUUCGGUCUGUGCGAUCUGAACUGUCCAUGGGAAGGUGGCUGUGAUGAUCGCUAUUCCCUACCACCAUUCUCCUCGUUGCCUAAGGGGUGGCCGAAUAUUGGAUGGAAGGGCCAAGCACAAGACCCUUCACAUGGAUUGCCGGAAACUUGA
Molecule: messenger RNA, 1074 nt
Organism: Penicillium mononematosum
Lineage: Eukaryota; Fungi; Ascomycota; Eurotiomycetes; Eurotiales; Aspergillaceae
Product: DUF3431 domain-containing protein
Exons: 2
Coding region: 1-1074 (357 amino acids)
Source: RefSeq, a predicted model, not a curated record